This is a messenger RNA of Nematostella vectensis (starlet sea anemone), 1511 nucleotides long. RefSeq names its product polyglutamylase complex subunit TTLL1. The coding region runs from base 167 to 1426 and encodes 419 amino acids. Gene Ontology annotation, molecular function: tubulin-glutamic acid ligase activity; tubulin binding. Gene Ontology annotation, biological process: protein polyglutamylation; microtubule cytoskeleton organization. The transcript has 14 exons. The record is from RefSeq and is a predicted model, not a curated record. Gene Ontology annotation, cellular component: cilium. Lineage: Eukaryota; Metazoa; Cnidaria; Anthozoa; Actiniaria; Edwardsiidae.
CGAUUCAUGGUAAUUCUACUAAUCCCGCGUAAAAGCAAAACAAAGUUUGACAGAAAACUGAGAUAUAAUUAUCGUCGUUCCUUCUUUGUUUCGCUCUAUCUUCUCUCACCCUGAUGGGAAAACAUGUUUAAAGCCAGACAGACGCCAUAGGGUGCUAGCCAUCGUGAUGUCCACGAGCAGGGUUCGAUAUAUGGUGGACGCUGACAAAUCCGUCCUGGUGAACAACUUUGAGAAGCGAGGAUGGAUCCAAUGUGCUGACGACGAAGACUGGAAUUUCUACUGGGCAAGCGUUCAGACGGUGCGAACAAUCUUUAAUGUGGAAACAGGGUAUCGCCUUGCAGAUGACCAAGUUAUCAAUCACUUCCCAAACCAUUAUGAGCUAACAAGAAAAGACUUAAUGCUGAAGAACAUCAAGAGGUAUCGCAAGGAGCUAGAAAAAGAAGGGAACCCAUUGGCUGAAAAAGAUGAGGCAGGGCGAUAUCUCUACUUAGAUUUCAUCCCUGUGACGUUCGUCCUACCUGCAGACUAUAACUUGUUUGUUGAGGAAUUUAGAAAGAAUCCAUCCAGCACUUGGAUUAUGAAGCCCACAAACCGAUCCCAAGGAAAAGGCAUAUUUAUCAUCAAUAAGCUGUCACAGCUCAAAAAGUGGUCUAAAGACAGUAAGGGAACAGCAAUGAUUCACACUGGCAAAGACUCAUACAUGAUCUCAAGAUAUAUUGACAACCCCUUGUUAAUUGGGGGCAAAAAGUUUGAUCUGCGAAUCUAUAUCCUCGUUACUUCGUACCGGCCCUUAAAAGCAUAUGUGUACCAGCAUGGUUUCUGCAGAUUCUGCACUGUACAGUACAAUGCAGAUCUUAGUGAGCUGGACAAUGUUUUUAUUCAUCUGACAAAUGUGGCAAUUCAGAAACAUGGGGAUGACUACAAUCCUAUUCAUGGAGGAAAAUGGACAGUUAAAAACCUUCGCCUAUUUCUAGAAGGUACAAGAGGAAAAGAAGUGACAGACAAGUUGUUUGAUGACAUUAACUGGCUGAUGGUCCACUCUCUAAAAGCUGUCCAGGGUGUCAUUGCCAAUGAUAGGCACUGCUUUGAAUGUUAUGGGUAUGACAUCAUUAUUGAUGACAACCUGAAGCCAUGGCUAAUAGAGGUUAAUGCUUCACCGUCGCUGACAUCCACAACAAGUGCAGACAGAAUCAUGAAGUACAAUUUAAUUCAUGACACCCUAAAUAUCGCAGUGCCAAACGGGGAGAUCCCAGAUGUCAGAUGGAGCAAGCUGCCUUCAAAAGAUGCACUGGGUAGCUAUGAUAUUCUAUAUGAUGAGGAAUUGGCUCAACAAGAUGCUGUUGACAGAGAUUUGAAAUCACGUACAGGACAGGGUUCUGGUAGAAAUACAAAGGACACUAAGACAAAACCUGCAACCUGGAAAUAGUCGGUUAGAACAAAUUAGCAUUCCUGCUUUACAUAUGUGGAAAGAGUACAUCUCAAUCAGUGAUUAAAACUGUACAAAACACAAA